GCGUCGAGCCAGGUAUGAAAUGUGAACGAUGCCGACUUAACUUAUGCACCCUGCCUGUUUUAAUGCCUUGAAUAGUGUUAGAGAAGUGUUUUACCCCCUGAUGUGACGCUGUAGGAUUAAAAUAUGUAUCUCUUACGUUAACUUAUUGUUGUUGCAGUUGAGGAAGCGCCGUUGAAAUCAGAGAGUUGGCCGCGUCAUCAGCAGCAAGUGCAGUUCAGAGUUAGUCCAGUCUGACGUCCGCCUGCGUUAACCGGACUUUAAAGGUGGAAAAUUCCGCUCUCAUCCUGACUAAUGGCUUAAAUACGGUGCUACUUGUGCUCACGGAGCUCCGUUGAGGAGGCAGGGAGGUGAUGGUGGUUCGGCUCUAAACUCACAGCAUCAUCAUGGACCAGCGGAGGCUACCUGCCGCCCACCUGUAGCAUCAACCGGCGGCAGCAUGGCGAACACGAGCCACAGCACCGAGGACCCAGGAGAUGGACGCUGUGGUGUUUCUGGAGGAACCAUAGUGGAGAACGGUUGCAUAGUCAAAGACCUGUCUGCCUCAGACCUCCAUGAUCAUAUGAACCAUCACUGCCAUGUUCCCAUCAUGCACAGCGAGCCCAUCAUUCCCACCUUCACGCCAACCUGCUCCUCCACCCCCAUCUACUACAGCAGCCCCCAGAAGAGCUGCUCCGACCUGAACCAGGACUGUCACAGCUUGUCCUCUCAGGACUCAGGGAUCCCGACUCUGGAGAUCAACCCCCCAGAGCCGAUCCUCCACGCCAGUCAUCGCCCUGGAGAUGGUGCCCUUAUCUUGGACUCCCCCCAUGACUCACCUGCAACUCUGCCGUUGGACGAUGAUUCUUCUGACAACACCAUCCGCAAAUCCUCCACCUUUCCCCGCAGCGGCUACGACUCCAUCCGCCUCUUCAGCCCCGCCCUCAGAUUAUCCACCAACACGGGCAUGAGCAUUGGGGGUGGAGCCUUGAACCGCAGUGAUGACAUCUCGGUGUGUAGUGUGUCGAGCAUGAGCACCGAGCUCUCUGUCUCCAAUGAAGACAUCCUGGAUUUCACUGUAACCUCAGACUCUAGCGCCAUUGUUACUUUAGAGACGGACAUCAGCCAUGACGCUCACUUCUCAGACGUGACCCUGUCAUCGCCCCAGGGGAACCUCAGAGACUUCUGGAGUCCAGGUUUUUCAGGACAGGACGAGGGCAGGCAGAAGAAACUGGGACCUUUGGCGAGUUUAUUCAACAGGAGCCUCUUUGCCAGAAGGGUGAAGGACAGUCAGCCUGUGGAGCAGAGAGAUCCGGGCUGGAAGCUGUUUGGAAAAGUCCCACCUCGGGAAACUCCCACUAAGGACCCCAAGAGAAUACAGAAGGAAUAUGAAACAAAGAGUGCCAGAGCUGGACCCGGCAACCCGACGUCUCCCAGGAAGAGUGUGAGGAAAAACUUGGACUUUGAGCCGCUCUCCACCACCGCGCUUAUACUGGAGGACAGACCUGCUAAUCUGCCUGCGAAGCCAGCAGAGGAGGCCCAGAAGCACAGACAGCAGUAUGAGGAGAUGGUGGCCCAGGCCAAGAAGAGAGAGAUGAAGGAGGCUCAGAAGAGAAAGAAGCAGCUAGAGGAUCGCUGUAAACUGGAGGAGAGCAUCGGCACAGCCGCCCAGACCUGGAACCUGGAGAUCUUACCCAACUGGAGCACAAUGUGUACCUCCCGACGGGUCAGAGAUCUGUGGUGGCAGGGCAUCCCACCCAGCGUCAGAGGGAAGGUGUGGAGUCUGGCAGUGGGCAACGAGCUUAACAUCACACAUGAGCUGUAUAACAUCUGUCUGGCUCGAGCUAAAGAGAAGUGGAAGACGAUGCCAGCGCCGUCCUCAGACACUGAAACUGAAGAUGCUGGUUCAUCGGACCGAGAGUCGAGUCUGGAGCUGAUAAAGUUGGACAUCUCAAGAACGUUCCCACAUUUGUGUAUCUUCCAGCAGGGCGGGCCAUAUCAUGAUGUUCUGCACAGCAUUCUGGGAGCAUACACGUGUUACCGGCCAGAUGUUGGCUACGUGCAGGGAAUGUCGUUUAUUGCAGCGGUCCUCAUCCUGAAUCUGGACACAGCCGACGCCUUCAUAGCUUUUGCCAACCUGCUCAACAAGCCGUGUCAGAUGGCCUUCUUCAGAGUCGACCACAGCCUUAUGUUGACAUACUUCUCUGCAUUUGAAGUGUUCUUUGAAGAAAACCUACCAAAGCUCUUUGCACAUUUCAAGAAAAACAACUUGACCCCUGAUAUUUAUUUAAUCGACUGGAUCUUUACGCUGUACAGUAAGUCUCUACCGUUGGACCUGGCGUGUCGGGUAUGGGACGUGUUCUGCAGAGAUGGCGAGGAGUUCUUGUUCCGCACGGCGCUCGGCCUGCUGCGUCUCUACCAGGACGUCCUGACCACCAUGGACUUCAUCCACAUGGCUCAGUUUCUCACCCGCCUGCCCGACCUCAUCCCGGCAGAGCAGCUCUUCCAGCACAUCGCCUCCAUCCACAUGACCAGCCGCAACAGGAAGUGGGGGCAGGUCCUGCAGGCGUUACAGAAGGAUCAGGAGCGGUGUAGCCCGGUGCUGAAGCGCUGAGCAGAAGCCAGAGCAGAACCAUCGCACACCAACGGACUCUACAAGUAAAACUUACCAGGUUAGACCAACCUGAGAGAGCCCGAGAGAUGAUCUGUGCUCUAACUAGACCCAGGACCCUGUAGGACGGGGUCUGUCAGCAACAAGGAGGGUGUGACGAGGAAUCCGAGGCCUUAUUUAUCUCCCAUCAACCCCUGCUCUGCUCAGAGACCCAGCAGAGGAGCUGAAAGUGUAGCUGGAGGAGGAUGAAUGUAACACACUCCCACUCUCAUGAAAACCAACCUCCUCGACUUAGAUUUAACUCUCUGCUUAGAACACUUUCUAACUACAACCUGACUCCCUUUUUCUUUAUAUUUGGUGAAUUCUACACCAAAAAACACCCACAUGAGUCGCAGUCUCUAAAAUCUGCGAGAUCUAAGGAUGACUGUGUUAAAGUGAAACCUCAGUUUGUCUCUUUCUGUCUCUGUUUGUCCUGAUUUUGUCUUUUCUGCACCUUUUUUUCCUGAAAACUUCAGGCAUUCCUUCAUUACUUUGAUUGCUUUUAUCUCUGUUUUUCUGGUCUGUACAGAUGUGUUUCCUCAUCCGAUCCAAGAAAUCAUCUGAGUUAAAAUCCAUGAAAAUGCACAUUUCUUCUCUUGAAGACAAGCUUAGUCUCUCUGAGAGCACCUCAUUGUUACAUUUAAUUUAAUCCCUCUAAGAAGAGAUUUAAAGCUGCCUGUAAAAUGUCUUACAGAGUAUUUAUGUCGAUGAAACUGGAGUUUAUAAUCUAGUGUUGCUGUUGAAAUGGAUGCGCCUUGCUUGUUCUUUCUUCAAGCUUCGUAUCGGCGUUUUUAUUUUUCCCGGUGAUCAGUGUGAGCGUGCUGUCUUUAAACUCUGUGUUUAUUUAAUAUUUAUCUAGCAGGACGUGUUCCAGUCUAAUGAAGGCUCCUAUACUUGAUUUCAACAUGCAGGCAUAGACGUACGUUUGCAGCGUUAUUCGUGCACUUACAGUUUAAUCUGAAGGAUAAAAGUGUCCACUAGAGGCAAAUAACUUGACAUGAAAAUGUCCAAGGAGCAGCAGCUUUUGAUCCCACAGCAACAAAAAUACAAGUCUUAUGUCUGAAAAAUUUUGUAAUUUUUAGUUUUUAGGUACCAAAUCUUGCAAAAAAUCUCCACAAAUUGAAGCAUUGCUACAGUAGUUGUGCAGUUUAGACAGUCUGGGGAUGUUGUUGAUGGAUUAAUUCUUGUCUUACCACCUCUCUUAUAAAUUAAAUGUAGUUUUGCUAAGGCUUUAGCACUUUUCGAUGCUGUUGUAAGAGAUCUAGCCUAAAAACUGGUACCAUCUGAAUGCAAUGGGCAGUUUCAUGCACAUAAAAUAAUCGCGGGAUUAGUUUGAUGCUGCAGAAAACUUAAAAUCAUGAUGUUUUGCAGAAUUUUCAAAACUGUCAACCAAAGUUUGAUUCGGAGUGAAUCCAAAGCACAAAAUAUAUGUACAAAUUUGACAUUGCUUCACCCAUUGAAUGCCAGGCUGUCAGUUGAAAUCAAAUUGCAAAUUUGCACCUGUGGCAAAAGUCUAUGAUGUAUGAAAGCCCUGAGCAGACAAACAUCAAUGCAUUUUACUUAACUCAGUGCUGUGAUAAUGAAAAAAAAUUGUUUUUUCCCUUGAGAUCUAGCAUAUUUUUCUUACAGUGGGAUAAUGAAAGUGCUUUUCCAUGAUUAUGUGAUAAUUUCUCAAAAUCUCGAGAUAAAAAACAAAAUGUAUGCUAUCCCUAGAAAACAGACUAAAGUCCAGACUGAAAGGUUUUUUUAUUCUAUACUACUGAAUGGUUGAAAAUUUCAGAAAUUUGGGUUGAAAUUUCUCAUUUAGGAGGUCGAGGAGACCAGUUGAAAAGCUCUAGUUUUUUUCUCUAAAUGGGACCAUAAUUUACAAAAUGCAAAAAUCGCUGUAUAGGUUCUUUGCACAUGGCAUCACGCAGCAGUAGAAAACUCCCUUGGGGGGUCAAGUUGUGAUUUCUGCAUUGAUAAAACACCAACAAAUAGUCCAUGUUUUGAGCUGUUUGUGACUGUAAAAUGUUCAAAAUGUGGAAAUAUGGACAUUCUUGAGUCUUCAGCUACUUUUGUGUCCUGACUGUAGUGAAAUAUUCAGGCAAACAAAAGAAAAGUUUUUAAAAAGUCACAAACAGCAGCAGGCAGGAAUUAAAAAAAAAACCUCUGUCUAAAGCUUGGACGAACAGUAACACACAGCACUCUCAUAUGGUCUGUUUCAACAAAGUGGUGUAGUUUGGUUCUGUCCAGUUUUGUAACAGUUUGGCACAUUUGAAUUUGUUUCCUCAGCUGCAAUCUCACCAACCUCAGGUCUCACUCGCUGUGACAGAAAAUCUCUUUUGAGAGAUCCAGAUCAUUUGACUUGGCUAAAGGAGAGCUGGUUGUUUGGCUCACAGACGGCUCUGCAUUUGGUUCCAGUUUGGCUUUUUUAAAUGUGGAUUAAAUAAUGGAGGAAAGGAAACUGGAACUCAAACGGGAGCUGUUUUGUACAAUAGGCUCGUUAGUGAAUGGUACAUCACUCAGUCACUCACCCCACAAGGUUUACUCAGGUUUAUGUUUGUGACAAAAUUAGGGUUUUUAUAUGCUAAAGGCGCUCUGCUAGCCUCUUAGCUCAGUACAAGACUCCUCUAGACUCUUGUCUCCCUUCGUCUGACUAGAUGAUGCUAGACACUAGGAGGCCUGCAGGGCUGAGUAACUGGUGAUAAUGAUCGCCACCAUGCCCGGUAAAUCAGUAAAACUGUGGAAAACUGUUUUGUAGUGUUGGAAUUGUACUAAUGCCCAUAGAAAUGUUCUGACGAUAAAAGCAGCAUAGAUAUCUAUUUAGAGCUGCGGAGUGCAGACCUUACUCUGUUCCCAUUCAUUCCUAAUGGCUGUCCCCCACUGCCUGACCCACAACGGACAUUUGGGAUCCGUGUUUCGGCCAUCAUACCAGGCGCAUAUGUGCUUCAUGUUUGUCCCGUCUCUCUGCUGUCAAAGCCCUGCCAUUCUUUUUAAAUUUAACCCCAAUAAAACUCCCUCCAAAGACGUGCUAAGCAAGGCUUUUGCUUUGAAAAGCACAAACAUGAAGUGCUUCUAGUUUAGUAGAAGUUUAGUGAACAGCUUUAUUAAACAGAUGCAUUUUAGCUUGGGGCCUUCAUCAGGGUCGUCAAGAAACAAGCUGCAAGCAUUUUCUACCAUGUGCAUGUACAUACUUGCCACAACAAGAUAGAUAUGGCUCUGUAUUUAUCAUUGUCCUGCCACAAGUCACAAAUAGACGAGCCCCCUAUUCUCCAGAUUCUCCACCUGUGAGAGAUGCAUUUCAGAUAAGAUAGCAUUUGAUGUCCCUUGUAGGGAAAUUCAUAUUAUAUAUAAUCUGAUUCACUUUACUGACUCAGUAGCCAUGGCUUUAUAGCUCAUAUGUCUGCAUGCUCUCAACUCAUGACUAAGAGAGGAAGUGGUCUUUCUGAAGCAAAUUACCUACAACCUUUACUACAUUGAUUCACUGACCGGACAGAGUUGCUACAUCUAUUUGUUAUGCAUAAAUUUUUAUCUCAGUACAUGGCUUGUGUGUCUAAAUAAUCAGAUUUGUUUUAGUUAUAACCUUGAGAGGAAGUGGGCUUUCAAAAAGCAAAUUACCAGUGUCAUUGAACAACCUUUUCUGCCUUUGUACAUCAUAGAUGCAGCUGUAGCUGACUGAUGUUUUUGUGAAGCAACCAAACCACAAAACCUAAGUUCGCUCUGUUUUUAUCAGUAUGCAUCUUUCCCCUUCAUCUCACCGCAAAGUGUGAAAAUAUACAGAUCGGAGGCAACAGAAGGUGUGUUAACGAUAUAAACGAUACAUCAGAUCAUUAAUGAGUUCAUCAAACCCUGAAACAAUCAUUCUUCUCAUUAUUUAAAUAUCCCCUUGCGUCAGGAUUGUAUUUGUGUGGGUUGGCUGCUUUAUUUGUCCUCUCUUUAAACGUUUUAGUUCAAUACAAACAGGCAGCAUCAUCAGUGUCUUUUAAAUGGGCUUUGAUUGAUCAGUAGAUUAUCUGAUAGUGAAAAUGUCUUGAUUGUUGUCAAUUGAUUGUUGUUGUUGUUGUUGCCGGUCAGUUCCUUAAAGUGUAACCUGGUUAAGUCUCAAGCUUUGUGGCUUCUGUUCUCAGAAGUUAUUGGAGGCUGCAUUCACAAUGUGGUUUUUAUGUUGCUCCAUCCUGGCCAGUUGUGGGUGGGGACUGUCCUUAAAACAAUAUCAGAGUGACAUUUCAAAGCCAACAUCAUUACUGGGUUAAAGGGGAUUUAGUUCCAUUUAAACAUGGCCACUUUCUUAAUCAUUUAAAGGUCCAAGUUAAGAGAAUUUGUAAAAAUGUGAAGGUCCCACUCACAUGAGGUAAUCCAAGCAAACUAGAGCCCUAAGUCCAGUGAGUUUGACUAAUGUGAGUGCUCUGUAACACAGCUAAGCAUCACUUUGGCCAUGCUUUUGAAAAAGACGUGACGUAUCAUUGAUGUGACUUUCUCUAAAACAAAGGUUGAGACCAGUGUUGAGAAGCACUAUCAAAAUGCGGAAGUUUGGUGCUUCUUUUUAUUGCUGUUUUUGUUAAACCGUCCGAAUAGGAAAAAACAAUUGGAGGUAAUUUUGAGUCCUAAAAGUAGUGACACAUUAAGCUCAGAAAACUAGGAACAGAGGUGGAUUAAAAGCCACCGUCCUAAAGCCUGGCGGAAAAGUCAGACAACACUCUCAAGCAGUCUGGUUUGGUUCAGCACAGUUUGGAUGAUAAACUCUGAUCUUGCUUGCUUGCUCCAAAGCUUUCGUGCAUCGUUUGUCAAGCUGCUAACAGGGGGGUGGGCCAACCACGACCUGCCUACAGCCCAACCAGCUGACACGACUGGUCUGAUGGAUUUCUGGCAUGUUUGAUAUUUUGGUCAUACAGCUCCACACACUCCUACAGUUAGAGCAGAAUCCUCAACUUAGGAGCAUUUUUGUCCUUUGGAAACUGUCCGACAGCAUUUGAAAUCCCCAUGAAAACAGCAGGAAUUACUUCAGAAUUUUUAUCGCCUGUACUCGCCUUCACUUGUACAGUGUGAGCACAUAAAUCAUAAGUGAUGGUUGUACAUCAAAGGGAUUCAGUCACACAGUAUGAGCUGAUAAUCCACCGUGACUGUUAUAGAGUCUUUUGGCUCCCAAACAGCUCUUCAUUUGGCACCAGUUUGGCUUUUAGAUAUUGAUUAAAUAAUGACAAAAAUGGAGGAAAGGAAACUGGCACUCAAACAGGAGCCAGCUCCUUUGGUUCACAGAAGAGUUGGCUUUUUAUGACAAAACAAGGGAGAAAAGCUGUUUAAAGGUGCAGCUAGCCUCCUAGCUCAGUACAAGACAACUCAAGACUCUUCUCUACCUUUUGGCUGGAUAUGGUGAUGUUGAUCACCUCUAAGCCAGGCAAUUCAGUUAACGUGGGGGAAAAUCACUCUUUUUUUUGCAAAUCUUAGGGUUUGAACCCAAUGUAGGUACAUUUUCGCAGCUUUCAGAUCCAUUUAGAGCUUUAACUCACUAACUUUCCUCCAUUCCUAUUGAUUCAUACCUGGUGUUCUUCACUUCCUGCCCCUAUCUGACAUCAUGUGACUGCAAACAAUGUGUAAGCAUCAGGCCAAUCAGCCUUGGUACAAAAAAAAAAAAAAGUUGUCUGCUGCUGCGGGUCAGUCAUCCUUUUCUACUGGAAUCAGCCGUGGUAAAAUGCCCCAAACUUUGGAAUAAGUCUGUUGGUCAAAAUAGUAGUGCUGUGUUGAAAUUUGUGUAGAAAUGAGCAGGAUUGAAGUUAGAUAGCUAUCUAAUCAGGAGAGGUUUGUUUGCACUAUGAUGCGUUUAAUGUCGUCUCGGUAAAAUGAUGGUUAGUUGAAGGUAAAGAGAACUGUUGAAGUCUUCAUGAAAGGGAGGUCAGGGUGAGAAGCUUUAGUAAAUCUGGUGGUUUGAAGAGGAAAUGUCUUUUAUAUCUAUGGAAAGUUUAAAAACUUUUCUAAAUUAGAAAAUUAUCAGGAGCGAUAUUUAUAAGGACCCAGGACAAGGAGAAUCAAUAAGGGUGUGAAUGUUUAGAAAAAUGAACAAUCCCUGUCCCUACAUGAGUGCUUUCUUUUUCUCUCGACCCCUCUGAGGCACAAAUGAAGUUUUAAAACAGGAAGUGCUUGUUUUUAGUGAAUCCUCACCUCAGCUGCGUCUGUUUCAGUGUCUGCACCGUCUCUGCAGCCUCUCUGAUCGCUCUUCUCAAUGCACUCCUCCCUCCCCACCUCCAUGUGGUGACGCACCGCAGGACUGCAAUAAGCUUUUUGCACAUUCAUGGCAGCCUUUCAGUCGUGCCUCGCAUCAUCACUUUAAGUAAUUGCUGGCAGGUUUAAACGGGUCUGUCUUUUAUUUUGAUCAGCUGAUAAUUCUAACUGGAUUAUGUGGGUUUUUUGUGUUUAAUUUCCAGUGUGAUACCUGUCUGGUAGUUGUUACAUUAAAGGCUGGCCUGUGUAUUAAUCCUCCCGACACUACAUGCAUCCUUCACUGGAAACACUGUACGACCCAUUCACACUGAAUUUGACUAUUAAAUGUAGUUUGUUUGAUUUUGCUGUAUCUGUGUAGUCCUCUUGGUUUGUUUUGCAUCGUCUGUUUUGUGUUCCCUGAAGAGACCCUACUGUAGAGGACUGAUAGACAAACAUGGGGUCAGCGGAGGGUUACCAUGCAGCUGUAUCUCACUUGAAAUGUAUAUAAACUAUGGUUUUAAUAAAAUAAAGAGCUGUACAUAUUCAA
Molecule: messenger RNA, 9350 nt
Organism: Cheilinus undulatus (humphead wrasse)
Lineage: Eukaryota; Metazoa; Chordata; Actinopteri; Labriformes; Labridae
Gene: tbc1d14
Product: TBC1 domain family, member 14
Exons: 14
Coding region: 437-2590 (717 amino acids)
Source: RefSeq, a predicted model, not a curated record